Messenger RNA from Octopus bimaculoides (California two-spot octopus), 10614 nucleotides. RefSeq names its product cytoplasmic FMR1-interacting protein. The record is from RefSeq and is a predicted model, not a curated record. Gene Ontology annotation, molecular function: small GTPase binding. Lineage: Eukaryota; Metazoa; Mollusca; Cephalopoda; Octopoda; Octopodidae. Gene Ontology annotation, biological process: regulation of actin filament polymerization.
ACACACACACACGCACGCACAGAGAAUCUGUCUCAAUUAUUUCGGCAGUCUCUCUUUUUCACUAUCUCGGAAAUAACUAUUAAAUUCCUGUCUCUAAUUUACUUGACUGCUGAAUACGUUGAAACAUUCUUAUGACUAGGCUGUUAGGGAGGAAGCAGCAGCAGCAUCUCGUGUGAGUGAGGAGAGGUGCUUAGUGUGUCAGGAUGGCAUCUGGUGAGAAAAUCACACUGUCAGAUGCUCUGCAAAAUGUCGACGUGUUGGACGAACUGCAGCUACCCGACCAGCAGCCUUGCAUUGAGGCACAAUCCCUUUCCUUGCACUACCAGGCAAACUUUGAUACAAACUUUGAGGACAGAAAUGCUUAUGUAUCCGGUGUGGCAAAAUACAAGGAAGAAGCCGCUGUACAUGCCGAUUUGAAUCAACUUUUAGAAGAAGGUCAAACUUAUGCUGUGAUGUUAUACACAUGGAGAUGUUGUUCACGAGCUCUUCCACAGGUAAAAAGCAAUGAACAGCCCAACAGAGUUGAAAUCUAUACAACCAUCGUUGAGGUGCUGGAGCCACAUGUCUCCAGUUUGAUGCGUUUUAUGUACUUCCAGAAACGCGCCAUUGAACGGUUCUGCAAAGAAGUCAAGGAGCUGAAACGAAAUGAUUUUGUCUCAGAAGCCUAUCUUCUCACUCUGGGCAAGUUCAUCAAUAUGUUUGCUGAGCUGGAUGAGCUAAAAAACAUGAAAUCCAGUGUCAAAAAUGACUAUUCAGCAUAUAAAAGAGCUGCUCAGUUUUUAAAAGUGACCUAUGAACCGUUAGCGCAACAGGAAUCGCAAAAUCUUUCUAUGUUUUUGGCGACUCAAAAUCGCAUUCGAACUACUUUAAAGAAUGAGCUGAUAAAUAUUGAAGGCUACGAGAAUCUUCUAUCAGAUAUUGUCAACAUCUGCUUGAACAUGUAUGAGAACACUAUGUAUCUAACACCCAGUGAGAAGUAUAUGUUAGUCAAAGUUAUGGCUUUUGGUCUAUUCUUAAUCGACUCCAAAGACAUCAGUAUAUACAAGAUGGAUGCUAAGAAGAAAAUUAACAUCAGCAAGAUUGACAGAAUUCUUAAGCAAUUGGAAGUCGUUCCCCUUUAUGGAGAUAUGCAAAUAGCUCCAUAUCGGUAUAUCCAAAAUGGGGCCAACUUUGACCCUUCCAAGUGGCCGUGCUGUGAAUCCAACCAACCAAGUCCUCAAUCUGACUUGCUCAUGAAUCUGGAAGCAGUCCGCGAAGACCAUAUGAUGUACAUCAGUCAAUUAGCCCGCCAUACAAAUGAGGCAAUUACAACUACAAGAGAGAAUUUCCGUUCAGACGUCGAAAAUAAAGAACUAAGUGAUUUGGCUUUGAAAGGUUUACGUCUCUUGUCAGCCUGGACACAGCUUGUUAUGGAAUUGUAUUCCUGGAAGUUGCUUCACCCAACUGAUCCUCAUCAAAGUCCAAGCUGUCCACCUGAGGCUGAAGAAUAUGAAAGAUCAACUCGGUAUAACUACAGUAGCAAUGAGAAGUUUGCCCUCAUUGAAGUGAUCGCUAUGAUAAAAGGUCUCCAGUUACUUAUGUCUCGUAUGGAGUCUGUCUUUAUGGAUGCCAUCCGCAGACACAUAUUUGCCGAACUUCAAGAUUUUGUGCAGCUUCGGCUGCGAGACAUUCUCCGCAAGGCUGUUAAGAAAAAAAGUGAUGUCAUUAAGAUGAUCAUCAUGUCUGUGAGAGACACAUGUGCAGAUUGGUUAAAGGGCAAGGAACCUCAGGAUGACCCAGCGCUUCGGGGCAAAAAAGACCCUGAGAGUGGAUUUGAAAUAAAAAUACCUCGUCGGAACGUGGCCCCAUCAAGUACCCAGCUGUACAUGGUACGCACCAUGUUGGAGUCGUUGAUUGCAGAAAAAAGUGGUGGUAAAAGAACAUUGCGAAAAGAUAUAGAUUACCACCAUUUAAUGAACAUCGAUAACUUCCACAAGGCCUCCUUCUUCUGGACUUACCAAAUUAAUUUCAAUGAAUCUUUGCAAAAUUGCUGUGAUUUGUCACAGAUGUGGUAUCGAGAAUUCUUCCUUGAAAUGACGAUGGGAAAACGUAUUCAGUUUCCCAUUGAGAUGUCCAUGCCAUGGGUGCUUACAGAUCAUAUUUUAGAGACAAAGGAAGCGUCCAUGAUGGAAUAUGUUCUCUACCCUCUUGAUCUCUACAAUGAUUGUGCACAUUAUGCACUCACCAAGUUCAGGAAGCAAUUUCUCUAUGAUGAAAUCGAAGCUGAGGUGAAUUUAUGUUUUGAUCAAUUUGUAUACAAACUUACUGAUCAAAUAUUCGCUUACUAUAAGCAUCUAGCUGGAAGUAUUAUGUUGGACAAACGUUUCCGAACAGAAUGCGCUAGUGUGGGGGCAAAAAUUUCUUUCCCUGUAGCCAAUCGCUAUACGACUCUACUAAAACAAAGACAUGUACAGAUUCUUGGCAGAUCAAUAGAUUUGAAUCAUCUUAUUGGACAGAGGAUCAAUGCAUCACUACAAAAGUCCCUUGAUAUAGCUAUUUCUAGGUUUGAAGCUGGUGAUCUUACUGGCUGUGUGGAACUGGAAGGGUUGAUUGAAUGCAACAAGCUGGUUCAUAAGCUUCUACGACAAUAUCUAACAAUGAACGAUUUUGAUGCAAUGUUCCGUGAGGCUAAUCACAAUGUUUCUGCACCUUACGGUCGUAUCACGCUACAUGUCUUUUGGGAACUCUACUAUGAUUUCUUGCCAAAUUACUGCUAUAACGCAGCCACCAACAGAUUUGUGAAAACCAGGUUACCAUUUGUGAAUCAGAACCCCAGAGAUAAGAAUCCAAACCCUUCUUACCAUUAUGUCUGGGGUACCAAGGCUCUGAACACUUCGUACAGUGCCAUAUUCAAUCUGUACAAUGGUUUCAUUGGUGCUGCUCACUUCCGUUCCAUCUGCCGUCUACUUGGUUAUCAAGGCAUUGCUGUUGUAAUAGAGGAGCUGUUGAAGAUUGUUCGUAACUUGCUGAAAGGUACUACGAUGGAUUACAUCAAGACACUGAUGAAAGUGAUGCCAAACGUUUGCAAGCUCCUUCGGUACGACUAUGGCUCUCCUGGUGUCAUGGCUUACUACCAAGCACAGCUAAACGACAUGAUUCAAUACCCUGAUCUGAAAACUGAAGUUUUCCAGAGCUUUCGUGAAGUGGGGAAUGCAAUUCUGUUCUGCAUGUUGGUGGAGCAAUCAUUAACCCAGGAAGAAGUGUGUGACUUAAAGCAUGCAGCACCAUUCCAGAAUGUUAUUCCAAAGCCAUAUAUACCAAUCAAAGAGGGAGACAGCCGCAAAGAAAAGGAACAGGAGCUGAAGCUUCUAAUGAAACGUCUUGAAGCUAAAUAUUCCUCCCUGCAAGUGGUUAAUGUUGUGAUGAAACUUGGCAAUCAAAAGCAAGUAGAAAUUGCCACAGAAGGAGACCUGCUGACCAGGGAACGUCUCUGCUGUGGCUUGUCUAUGUUUGAAAUUGUCUUGUCUCGUAUAAAGUCGUUUCUCGAUGAUGAGAUCUGGCAUGGGGCACCACCCUCCAAUGGUGUCAUGAAUAUUGAUGAAUGUACAGAGUUUCACCGACUUUGGAGCGCCAUACAGUUUGUCUUCUGCAUUCCUGUUGGCGAGAAUGAAUUUACUGUUGAAGAGUUAUAUGGUGAAGGUCUGAACUGGGCCGGUUGUGCAUUGAUAGUUUUACUGGGACAGCAACGGCGUUUUGAAGCUCUUGACUUCUGCUACCAUAUACUCAAGGUGAAUAGGGUCGAUAUGAAGGACGACAACGUUAAAGGAAUCAUGUUAAAGAAAAUGGUAGACCGUAUCCGGAAGUUUCAGAUCUUAAACAAUCAGAUAUUCGCCGUGUUGAACAAAUACCUGAAGUCAAGCGAUGCUGACAACACACCCGUUGAACAUGUCCGAUGCUACCAACCUCCAAUUCACCAAUCAUUAGCCACCACUAUUUAAAGCGGCUUUCAGUGGUGGACCAAUGCAGGCGAGUUUAGACAUGGCCAUCGCCUUCAGCAAUCUCUUCAAACCUCUUAACACUUACAGCCAGUUUUCUUUUACUUUUUAUUUCCCCUCUAAACUCUCUUCUUUCUUCUCUCUCUCUUUCCUCCUCAUUUACCUUAUUUCUAUUGCUAUAGCUGUUGCAGGAAGCUUCAGCGCCCUCCUCAUGCGCAUGUUUGCCAUAGCCUGCAGCUUCCACCUCCACCUGGCGAUGAGGUCCACUGCUUUACAUUUGAUGGUAUCCAGUCGGGCGUCUGUCUGCAUCUGUAUGUUGUCUCUUGAUGUCUCUGCUGUAAAUGUUACAUGUGUCUAUAUGCAUGUGUCUAUAUGCAUGUGUCUAUAUGCAUGUGUCUAUAUGCAUGUGUCAGUCCAGGGCACUCCAGCAGGAUCUCGUGCACCAGCAGCUGGAGGUUACAAGGAGACAGCUAGAAAUUUCAUAAUUUGCCACUGAUUAAAUGGUGGGAACGAUUGUGAUGAUGAUGGUGGUGGUGGCUAUGGUGAUAGAGGAUCACCUUGAUCGCUCGAAAGACAGCAGUCGUUUUCAAUGACUUCUUCCAUCAAGCCAUCUUCCAAUUGAGUCUUUAAUUCUCUUUCUUCUAAAUUAUCUCUCUCUCUCUCUCUCUCUUCCUCUCUCUCUCUUCCUCUCUCUCUCUUCCUCUAUCUCUAUUUCUAUUUAUCUCUCCCCCACCCCUCUCGUGUUCUCACUGAUGAAAUCUGGCUCGUUAAUAAGAGAAAAGUGAAAAGAAGUUAAACAAAGAAACCAAACUAACAUUGGAGGAAAUAAAUGUUAGUAAAAGUAUUUAAAAAAAGAAGCAAAACAUUAAAUGAAACAAGAGUAAAAAAAAAAUGUAAUGACAAGGGAAUGUCUGCUCCUAGUCUUGUAGACAAGGAUUCUGAUAAUUAUUCUUUAAUAUUACCUGCCCUCUGCCACAGUCUCUCGAUGUACACACACAUAUAUACACUUAACUUCACCUUCUAAUGCUAAUUAUUCUUCUAACUCUCAGAAUAAACCACGAGUCUAGCAGUAUUCCCCACUGAACAUUGUCUGCUGAAAUCUGGAUAUUAGACGAAAGAAAAUGAUCUCUCUUCUUAUACCACCUGUGUGUGUGUGUGUGAUCGUGUAUGUUGGAGUGUGUGUGUUUUGGUGUGUGACGGUGUGUGUUCGUGCAUGACUAUCUUCAAUUCAUGAGCAGCAUAUAUAGCCGUAGCUGCACAUGAUUUGUGUGUGUGUGUGUGUGUGUGUGUGUGUGUGUCUGUGCAGCUGUGCUCACUUAUCUGUUUGGAUGGACAAAGCUUCACUACUUCCCCACACACACAAUGUGUGUUUAUAGCUUCCCCACAUUUACCCAACCCUAUGUGCAGAUGGGUAAAUGCAUGUGUGUGUGUGUGUGUGUGUGUAUGCAUCUGCUGCACAUAAAUCUCUGCAUUUAUAUGUCCACACUUACAUAGCUGUUUUGUGCGCCUGCUUGCACAGAGCCAUGUUUGCUGCUGGGGCAAUGACCCACACUCGUUAACCUGUAAAUUAAAGCUGCUCUUAGAUCUCCGUGGUUUCAGCUUACACUUUCCUGUAUUUGUGGACUCAGCUACUCACACUUACCUGCCUGAGUUCUGUUGUCCACAUUUUACCCGUGCAGGAACAGUAAACGAUAUGCCAUUAAUGGUGUGUAGUGCUCCCCUCUCCCAGUGGUGGUAGUGGUGGUCGUGGUUGGAAGUCAGGGUAUUCUCGAUCAAUUAGUCUACCUUCGCAAUACUACAAUACCCUAUAUUAUUAUUAUUAUUCAUUUACCCGUAUUAUACAAUUAGUGUGCAGUUUUGUUUUGGGUUUGAAAACUAAAUCUUUUUUUUUUCUUCGCCUCCUACACAACCUUCAACACUUGCUGAAACCUGGAUUAUGAUUUUAACCAGUUCCUUCCUUGCAAACACAAAAAAACCUACCCUGUCUUACUGAAUACCUUCAUGCUUAGCAAUUCUUUUGUCUGUGUCUGCAGAUGUUGCUAGAGCAGUUGGAAGCCGGGUUAAGAUUUAUCCAUCACUCCACUAUUCUACUCUUCCUCCUCCGUCUCAGCUUGGCUCGCAAACCAAGUUAUUUGCCCCCCCCCCCUCUUUUCGCCCAUACUUGCACACACUGUAGUUGUUUGUGUUGUCGUAAUACAGUGGUUGUAUCCCUCUACAUUUAUAGACUUGUGCUAUAGAAAAUUGCACGAGAAAAUAUUUACAGGCUUCUAGGGAAAAUAAAACAGAUCGUGGUGUGCUGUCAAAGUAAUAAGAGGGAGUGAUAGACCACCAGGCAUGUAAUUCACAAUCGAAAGCUAAUGAUUUAGUAAAAAGGAAUGAAUUUCUUUAAAAGACAAUAGUUAAGUAGAAGUACCAAACAUGACUUGGGAAUGGUGUCAUUGGGAAAAAAUAUGGAAAACCAUUUGAUAAAGUGAUUGACGUAACAUGAAAGAUCUGACUUUUUUGCUUUGUUUCAUGUGUAUAAAUAUUUGACACUGGAAUACUAAAGUCAUUUCAGUUGACUAAUUCAACCGUCAAAAUAUCUGGCCUUGAGUCCAGUGCUAGAAAUCAGAGUUUAGCAGUGAAACUAUGCAGAAAUCUGUGUACAUCAUCUUCAAGAAAGAGAAGUUAUUGUGAUGGCGAUUACUGGAGCAUCUUGAGACGAAGGUUAAUGAUCACAAUCAUCACCAUCAUCAUCAUCAUCUCUGUCUUCAGAUUUUGCUACAGAUCUUUCUGAUGUUCUCACAGAUGGAACAUAGCUAAACUAACUGGUUCAAACAUUGGAUCGUGAUUAGAAUUAACCCUUUAGCAUUCAGAUGCCUAUUCACAUUGCUUUGAAUUAAUCUUGCAUUAUCUUGUAGCUUCAAGGUUUUCAAUGAUAUGAUUGUUUAUGUCUAGAAUGACAUUGCUGGGUAGGUGUGAAAGGCCAGUUCUGGCCAUUCUGAACUUCAAACAGGUGAAAUAUUCGGCCCAGUUUAAAUGCUAAAGGGUUAAAAGGUUUGACUGCUGCUGCUUUGAUUUUCAUUUUGCAGCAGAAAUUUUAAACAAACAAAAAAGAAAAUCAAUCAGAAUUUAUAGAGUACCUCUCCGAAAGCACUUCACAACAAAGUACAUGGAUCAAGUCCAUGUGCAUGCAGGAGGAGUCCUGCUGAUGUAGUCAUUAUAUUUUUGUCUUCACUAUUUAAAGUGCUGUAAAUGAAUAACAAUAACCAACACACAGCUAACCCUUUAAUCUGUUGGUUGAUUCCCAUUCUGUGUGUCCGUGUGUCCCUCUUUCUCCUGUGCCAUAUUCUUGUUAUAACCACACACAACCCUCAGCCAUUCAAUUCCUCUGUUUUUCACACUCAGAGACGAUUCUUUGAAUUUUCUUCCUAUGGGUUCUUCAGGGUCGUGAAAAAUGUAAGGUGGUCAUUGUCGUUAAAACUGAGGAAACACCUUUGAUAAGGUUUUUUUUUUAUUUUUUCAACUUUUUGUCAAAUUUUGUCUUUAUUGUCUGUUCAUGUAUGUUCUGAUAAUAAUAAUAAUAGGCACAAGACCGGAAAUUUGGUGGUAGGGGGUUAGUUGAUUGCAUCAACCCCAGUGCUCAACCAGUACUUAUUUCAUCAACUCUGAAAGGUUGAAAGGCGAAGUUGACCUUGGUGGAAUUUACUCAGAACAUAAAAACGAACAAAAUACCGCUGACCAUUUUGCCCGGCAUGCUAACGGUUCUGCCAGCUCACUGCCUUAAAAUUAUAACAACUAUAAUAGUGGUGUCCCUCCAAUGUUCAAUAUCCCACCAGUGGAGCCGACACCCACACUAUGAACUAAUGAUACAUGUGUCGCCGUAUGCAGUGCCCUUCUUUGCUGGCUGCAAGAAUUUGCCAUACCUAUCCCCCUCCUCUCAAACCACUGAUUUCUAAAUAGUGAAAUGUGUGUGGGGGUGGGAGUGGGAGUGGGAGUAAGGCCAUUUGUGUAUUGCAAACUGUGUCUUGUCUGUUGGAGACACCGUGGAGUCUUCUAGUUAUGGGAGGAAACGGAUCAACAGCUCUUCAGUUGGUAGUUGGUUGUCACCCUACGUUAAGGGUACAUGUGUCUGUGGAGUGCUCAGCCACUUGCACGUUAAUUUCACGAGCAGACUGUUCCGUUGAGUAGAUCAACUGGGACCCUCGUCGUCGUAGCCGACGGAGUGCCACGAUUAUUAUUAAUAAUAAUUAUUUAAGGGGAUAAGUGUGGUAGAAUCAUAAGCCUGUCCUUAGCAAUAUUUCUGUCAUCUCUACAUUCUGAGUUCAAAUCCCACCAUGGUCCACGUUGCCUUUCAUCUUUGCGGGGCUGAUGAACACAGUGUUCGAGGCAAUCGACUCCCUCCCUUCCCUGGAUCUGCUGGCCUUGUGCCAAAAUUUAGAAUCAUUAUUAUUAUUAUUAUUAUUAUUACUUUUAUUUUGUGACCUAUUAUAUUUUCAAUUUUUUUAUUUUGCUGUUUUUUGUUUUGUUUUUUUCCUUUGCAGUUUUUUUUCUAUAAUUAUUUAUAUAUUCAUUUACUAUGAAAAUGACAAUUAUGAACAUUUCUUCAGCAUUUAUAUUUGCGGUUUAGUCAGUAUGUGACUGUUACCAAAACACAGUAAGCAUAGCUAGCCUUUGACUGGAUCACAGCUUUAGUUCACAUGUCAUAUAGCCAGAUAUUGACUUGCCAUAGAUCUCCUUGAUAGUGGCUGCCCAAGGGUUACACAACUAUGUGUGCAUGCACACACACACACACACACACACACUCUCUCUCUCUCAUGUAAUAUCUAUUUUUAGACACAUACAUACAUACACACACACACAUUAUAUAUAAAAUAUAUGCUUAAUAUUAUUUGCUUGAGGCCUUGUGUUUAUCAUAUAUAAUCAGAUAUAAACUGGUGCAAAUGGUCUUUUUUUUUUGUGUGUGUGUAUGCUUCUUCUUCUUCCCUUCAUGAAAAAGAGCCACAUUGUAUUCAUGUCUUUACAAAGCCUCUUCUGUCAGCGUUGCAUUUGACACCUGAAAAGAGCAGGUUUCAAAAAUGAUUACAGUGGUAUAAAACCCAUAGGAUUUCAUUCAGUAUGCCAACCAGAGGCCUCUCUUUAGAUCUUCCUCCAGGCAUUUAUGCAAUUAUUGCUGCAACUCAAUACUCUUAAGCUGUGCUCUUUUUACAUUAAAAUAUCAUUUUCUUAGAUUAAUUGUCAGAGUGUAAAUUAUCCUUCAGCAGGAUUUCACACAUGAGGGUCCUGACCUCAUGCCUAGGUAUUUCAUUAGAACCAAGAGUAGCUUGAUGGCAUCCAAAAGCUUUCUGCCACAUGAAUUGCAUAGCUAAUGAGAAACUAGCAGCUUUUACCAGCAUAUUACCAUCACUUCAAGGAUUUAUAAGAGCAGUGAUCUGAAAGUAUUCAUGCAGAACUUUCUUUGGCAGCAGAACAUUUACUUUGUGUGUAUGUGUGUGUGUGUGUGUAAGCUGAAAAUGCACUUGGAGUUUUUAAGAAAAUUUAUUCAGUUUAACCAGUUUGACGAUUUCAUUAUUUUCCAAAAAUAGUAGAGAAGAGGGACAUGGAGUUUUGCCAAAUUUGUCUUGACUCUUGAGACUCUGAGAGUCAAGACUAAUAUAACAGAGCUCCAAGACCCUUAUCUCUACCACUUUUGGAAAAUAAUGAAAUUGUGAAACCAGUUAAGUAACUCUAAAUAAAUUUUCUUAAAUACUCCAAGUGCAUUUUCAACUUCUUUAUAUUUCUACUCACGUGAGAGAAAACAACUUAUUUUCUUGUGUAUGUGUGUGUAUACACACCUGUAUAUGUGUGUGUGUAUAUAUAUAUAUAUAUAUAUAUAUAUAUAUAUGUAGAUGUAUGUGUACAUGCACUCAUAUAUACACACAUACAUACUAUCUGUAAUCUCUUGAAUUUCUAGGAAUCAUUCUCGGUCAUUAUUAUUAUUAUUUAGAUUGACUGAGUCAGAGCAUCAGAUAAUAUCUUAUGGUAUUCGUUUCAGCUUUUUUUAUGUUCUGAAUUCAAAUCCUGACACGAUCAGCCUUUUUACCUUGUGGGGUUUGCUAAAUCAACUAACUCCCACCCACCUCUGCCAAAUUCCUGACCUUGUACCUAUGCUGGACAUAACUAUUAUUAUUAUUAUUAUUGUUAUAUUUUUAAAUUAUAAAUUACUGCGUGGCUAAAAUUCAACUUCCCUUAUGUAAAAAAAUCUGUAUUGCCUCUCCCUUCACCCUCUUCCCCCCAGGGCCCUUAUAACCAAAUUUAUAAGCUUCUGGGAUUUUUAUAAACUCUGGGUUUCAAGUUUUGUCUCCUAAAGCAGUUAUUGCAUUGAGCCCUUAAGCAAGACCCUUAACUCUAAUCGCCCCUAAAAACUUUUAUGCCUUUGUGAGAAAUCCUUAUAUCCAGUUUCCUGGUAUUUAUUCCACUUUACAAUAUUUUCUGUAUUUAUUUGUUUUUUUUUUUCUUUAUUGUAGACAUUUUUUAUACUUUUUUUAUUUCUUAAUUUUUAUUUUCUCUCCUCCUCUACUCCACUUUGGAAUGAAUAUUUUUACUUUUCCAUAUUUUUUUUUUGUUUCAAGCCAGAAUGUCACUAAAUCCUGUAAAUAUGAAAAAAAGAUAUGUAUCUUUU